GCUUGACCCAGCGAAGGGAGGCUCCCAGAACUGCGGCCUAACCCGACCGCGGGGAGCCCCUGCCUGUCGCUGGUCCCGGAGGCACGGUCGCGGGAGCCAGCCUCGGGGCGCCGGCAGUUGCGUCGAGAGAGCCCAGCGGGGAGAGCGCCAUGAGGACGGACUCGGGGCUUCGCCUGGAGGCCGACCCGCGUCCUCCACGAGCCCUACCACCUGUGCCAAGUGCUAUUCAAGGUGAUACUCCCCUUAGUCGUCCUAAGAAAAAGAAGCCCCGAACAAAAAACACACUAGGCAGUGCUUCUUCAGAAGGCCUUGCUCAGGCUCCCGUUCACAGGCCAUCUGAGGGCAGUGAGCUACCAGCUAAAGAACCCGCAGAGCAUCCAGAAGAAGCUCCUAUUCAAAGGAGGCAGAGGAAGACGAGGCUGCCUCUUGAAUUGGAGACUUCCUUCACCCAAAAGAAGGCAUCCAAUUCAUCUUUAUUACGAAAUGAAAAUGGCAUUCACGUGGAGCCACCUGAGGAGGCAGUUACUCAGAAACCUCGAAGGAAGACAAAGAAAACCCAGCCAGCAGAAAUACAGUAUGCCAAUGAACUAGGAGUAGAAGAUGAAGACAUAAUUACUGAUGAGCAAAGUAGUCCCGAACAACAGUCUAUAUUCACGGCACCCACUGGCAUUAGCCAGCCUGUAGGCAAAGUGUUUGUGGAAAAAAGCCGGAGAUUCCAGGCUGCUGAUCGGUCAGAGUUGAUAAAGACCACAGAAAAUGCAGAGGUGUUCGUGGACGUGAAGCUUUCCUGGACCACCAGAGAUGUCGCACUCACAGUACACCGGGCUUUCAGGAUGAUUGGUCUCUUUUCCCAUGGCUUCUUGGCUGGCUGCGCUGUAUGGAAUAUUGUUUUCAUAUAUGUUCUAGCAGGAGAUCAGCUUUCUAACCUCUCAAACCUUCUGCAACAGUACAAGACCUUAGCAUAUCCAUUCCAGAGCCUUCUCUACUUGCUUUUGGCUCUAAGUACAGUUUCAACUUUUGACAGGAUCGACUUUGCUAAAACAUCAGUAGCAAUCCGAAAUUUUCUUGCCCUGGAUCCUACAGCUUUAGCAUCUUUCUUGUACUUUACUGCUCUUACAUUAUCUCUGAGUCAGCAAAUGACAAGUGACAGAAUCCACCUUUACACGCCUUCUUCUGUUAAUGGCAGCCUCUGGGCAGCAGGAGUUGAGGAACAGGUUCUCCAGCCAUGGAUUGUAGUGAAUCUGGUGGUGGCCCUUCUGGUUGGACUAUCAUGGCUUUUUUUGUCUUACUGGCCAGGCAUGGAUCUCAGUGAAGAGUUGAUGUUCUCCUCUGAUGUGGAAGAAUAUCCUGAAAAAGAUAAAGGACUCAAAGCCUCUUCCUAAUGCCAGCUCACCUUCAGAGUAAUAAUGACCCAGGAUUUAGAAUUUUCCUUAUUCUUGUUUUUAAAUGUGCUUUAAUAAGAUAUGUGCAGGUGUAUUUGGAAUUGAAUUUUUGUUUAUAUAGUACUGACAAUUUUCUCAGGAUUAAGGAAAAUGUAAAAAUUGCAUCUGCAGUUCAUACCCAAACAUUAAUCUCUAUAGCAUUAUCAUCUUACUGAUAAAGGAGGUAAUGAGCUAGAAAACAGCAGGGGAAAGUGUUUAUUUCCUGUUCUCAAGCUAGCUGGAUUUAUAAUCAUUAUCUUUAAAAGUUCUAAUACAGAAAAAAAAACAGUGUUACAAAAUAUGUAUCAGGUUUAAACAUAAAAUUUAGGGAAUAGGGAGAAGGAGUCAGAAGACCUUUAUUUUUAAUGUCUCCUUACUGAAGAAAUUAAAAUAUGAAAGUUGUCUUUUUUGAAACUGG
Messenger RNA from Suricata suricatta (meerkat), 1839 nucleotides. RefSeq names its product transmembrane protein 237 (gene TMEM237). The record is from RefSeq and is a predicted model, not a curated record. The transcript has 13 exons. Bases 150 to 1382 code for a protein of 410 amino acids. Gene Ontology annotation, cellular component: ciliary transition zone. Lineage: Eukaryota; Metazoa; Chordata; Mammalia; Carnivora; Herpestidae. Gene Ontology annotation, biological process: cilium assembly.